Messenger RNA from Trematomus bernacchii (emerald rockcod), 2163 nucleotides. It is a transcript of the gene ppp1r3aa, whose product is annotated as protein phosphatase 1, regulatory subunit 3Aa. Gene Ontology annotation, molecular function: glycogen binding; protein phosphatase 1 binding. NCBI's taxonomy places the organism in Eukaryota, Metazoa, Chordata, Actinopteri, Perciformes, Nototheniidae. The transcript has 6 exons. The coding region runs from base 1 to 2163 and encodes 720 amino acids. Gene Ontology annotation, biological process: regulation of glycogen biosynthetic process. Gene Ontology annotation, cellular component: protein phosphatase type 1 complex. The record is from RefSeq and is a predicted model, not a curated record.
AUGGCAGAGGAGGGAGGAGGAGGACAGAGAGGGGGAGUAUCACUGCAGCCAGGCUACGGGCACUCUGCUCUGUGCUACCCUCCGAGCCAGACAGACGGCAGGACGGGCCGACAGCUGCCUCUCAGGCCUCCGCACAUCAUGGAGGGGACGCACAUCCAACCCAUGGAGGAGGAUGGGGCCGUUAUGGAGGAGGAGGAAAUGCAAAUAAAUGGGGAACAGGAAGAGGGAGAAAUGGAGGCCUCGGAAGAGGAAACAGAUGAGGACUGCGAACCGGAGCCCCCACACGUCAUUCGGAGGAAGGUGUCGUUUGCCGAUGCGUUCGGUCUCAACUUGGUGUCAGUGAAGGAGUAUGACAAUGUCACAGAGUCAGAGGUCAGCCAGCCCACGAAGAGUGAGGCAAUCCCUCUACUGGAGGAGUUCUACAUGUCCUGCCUGUUUACAGCCCCCUCAUCCCCGGAGGAGCUCGACCAGAGGCUACAAACACAGAUGGUUGAACUUGAAAGCAUGGAGCUCCUCCCGGGGACCACCACACUGCGUGGCACCAUCAGGGUGGUCAACCUCUGCUAUAGUAAGUCAGUUUACGCCCGGAUGACCCUGGAUCGCUGGACGAGCCAAUUUGACUUGUUGGCGGAGUACGUGCCUGGAUCCAGUGACAGGAAAACAGACAGGUUUACCUUCAUGUACACCCUGGUACCUCCCUUUGAUAGAGAGGGGGCCAGAGUGGAGAUCUCUCUGCGUUAUGAGACCUCCGUGGGCACUUUUUGGGCUAAUAACGCAGGAUUGAACUAUGUGCUGUUCUGCCACCAGAAAGGACAUGUGAAGGAGCACGUUCUUCUGGUGCAAGAGGAGAGUCACAUCUACAAGAGCAAGAGGAGCUGUCUGAAAGCUAUCAUGAAGGGCACUGCAGAGGAAAACAUUGAGGACAGCUGUAACACCUCAACAGCUGCUGCAGAGGCAGAAGCCACACAUAAAGCAGAGGAGGCUAACAGGAGGGGCAGCACAGAUAUACAAUCCUUACUAGACCGGGAAGAACGCAACACUUUGGUGGACAGCAUUAACAGCCGACACCGAGCAGCCCGCUUGGCUCGUGUGAAGGAAUACCUCUCCCAGAGGAGCCAGCACAUGUCGAAGGCUCAUUCACAUGACUCAGCGACAAGCCAGGGGGUUUCUCAGCCUCUGCCUGCUCAGUGGGUUGACUCUGCCAGCUUUCUCCACCAACGCCAAAAGAAGCAAUCCAACGAGAGUCCACAGGUGCUCACCUACCACCAGAUUCCUCUGCUUACACUGGAUUGGAACAAUGACAAAGCCCAUGAGUGGGGGGCUCCUGAAAUGCGUGACAUUUGGACUGGGACAGCUAAAAUGACCUUGUCAAAAGCGUCAGAGGAAAAAACACCUUCGGUCAAUGAUAUGUGGGAGGCAUUUGGUAACAGAACAGAUGAUAGCGGUGAUAAAGAAACCUCGGUAUGCGAUGUAUGGCAGGCAUUUCUUAAUGAGCCGAGCUGUACGGACCGCUCUGCUGUUCCAGAGUCAGAAUGGCUGCAGACAGCAGCGUCAGUUUCUCCGUCAAAUGAUAAAGAGCCCAAUGCUCGAAAUACAGCAAGCAGUCAAGAGCAAGAAUUUCAGGUGGGCACGGAUACACCCACCACCUUACAUGCACACACCUUAGCUGUAUGCCAGCUGCUGUCAGACAGUCUUCCUGCGAAUGUUGCGUUGAACACUGAAGACCUCCAGCCAGCAGAGGCAUGUGUCAGCAGCCCAAGAGACGGCGACACAGUGACACGAGACACAUCCCAAAGGUCGCAGACAAACUCCGUUACAGACACUCCGCAGAUAUUUUGCCUCAAGGGGGCAACGCAGGUGUCCGAAGGCUCUGUUGACAGUUCAACUGAGUGUCACGAGCUGACGAUCUGGGGGCAAGGAAGAGAGGAAAUUAUAGGAGGAGCAGAAGGAAUAGGACAGGAUGAGCCCUUCACACAAUACACACAUGACUUAGUAACAAGCUCAGGGGAGUCGGAGACAACAGACAUGACAGCAAUGCCAGAGUCUCAGAAUGCCACCGCCGAUGAUAGGAUCUCACAGGGACUGGAUGAGGGUCUUUCUUCCAGCAGGGAAGGCGAGGUUACAGUGGGGAGAGGAAAGGGGGUGUUCCUUUUGAAUAAGUAA